CGCGGUGCGGGGCCCCAGGCGGCGGAGUAUGCGCGGGCCUCGGCGGCCAGCCCCGGCGCACAGCCGCGGCCGGGGCGCGCGGCGCGGGGCGGAAAAGCCUGUUUACACAGACUGCACACCGCCUGGGGAAUAAUGCAGUAAAGGAAGUGAGCCGGCUCGGCCUGACUGCUCCAACUUCCUGCUCUCACACACACCAGAGGAAAAAAAAAAAAAAAAAAAAGAGGAGCGAGAGAAAGAAAAAAAAAGGGGGGAAAAAUCAGGAUCUCAUUACAAGAGCAACAGACCGUCUGCAGACGCCUGUCAGCAUGGAAAGUCGGGGACUUUCGCCCGGUUCCUCCUAGAAAUUCCCCCGAAGAAGGAUCUUGAAAACUCCCCCGCAUCUGGGUAUGGAGAGUGCAAUCACGCUGUGGCAGUUCCUGUUGCAGUUGCUGCUGGACCAGAAACAUGAGCACCUGAUCUGCUGGACCUCCAACGAUGGUGAAUUCAAGCUCCUCAAAGCAGAAGAAGUGGCCAAGCUGUGGGGACUCCGGAAAAACAAAACAAACAUGAACUACGACAAGCUGAGCAGAGCCCUGCGAUACUACUAUGACAAGAACAUCAUCAAGAAGGUGAUCGGGCAGAAGUUUGUGUAUAAGUUCGUCUCUUUCCCGGAGAUACUGAAAAUGGACCCUCACGCGGUGGAGAUCAGCCGGGAGAGCCUUUUGCUGCAGGACAGCGAGUGCAAGGCGCCCCCCGAGAGCCGCGAGGCCCACAGACAUGGCCUGUCCGCCCUCAAGAGCGCCAGCCGCAACGAGUACAUCCACUCGGGCCUGUACUCCUCCUUCACCAUCAACUCCCUGCAGAACCCACCGGAGUCCCUCAAGGCCAUCAAGACGGAGAAACUGGAGGAGCAGCCGGAAGACAGCCCUCCCGUGGAAGAAGUCAGGACUGUCAUCAGGUUUGUGACCAACAAAACCGACAAGCACAUCAGCAGGCCCGUGGUGUCCCUGCCCUCCACGUCCGAGGCCUUCCUGGCCUCGUCCGUCUCCGCCAAGAUCUCCUCGUUAAUGUUGCCAAAUGCCGCCGCCAGCAUCUCGUCUGCCUCACCCUCCUCCUCUCGGUCCCCGUCCCUGUCCCCGAACUCGCCCCUCCCCUCCGAACACAGAAGCCUCUUCCUGGAGGCCGCCUGCCAUGACUCGGAUUCCCUAGAGCCCUUGAACCUGUCAUCGGGCUCCAAGACCAGGUCUCCAUCUCUUCCCCCAAAGGCCAAAAAACCCAAAGGCUUGGAGAUCUCCGCGCCCCCGCUGGUGCUCUCCGGCACCGACAUCGGCUCCAUCGCCCUCAACAGCCCGGCCCUUCCCUCGGGAUCCCUCACCCCAGCCUUCUUCACCGCCCAGAGCACCUUACUGACAUCACAAAACCACCGAGGGGCCCCUCCUAGUCAGCAAAGGUACAAAACCACCCUGGCCAGGGCGCUUGGCUCCGCUGAGAAUAAAAGCCAUGCAGACUUGCCAGCUGGGGCGACACCAAAUGGAUUGCUUCUGACCCCGAGCCCACUGCUGUCCAGCAUACAUUUCUGGAGCAGCCUUAGUCCAGUUGCUCCACUGAGUCCUGCCCGGCUGCAAGGGCCAAACACGCUGUUCCAGUUCCCUACACUGCUUAAUGGCCACAUGCCAGUGCCAAUCCCCAGUCUGGACAGAGCUGCUUCUCCAGUACUGCUUUCUUCGAACUCUCAGAAAUCCUGAUGACAUCUGGCCACAAUUAAAGACUCAUUAACUGAUGAAACAAAUUUGUCCCCAUGGGCUAGUUUACCUGUGUCGUGAGAAGGACGUUGUGAAACCCGUCUGUUAAUUUGGUUUGCACUUUUCAUAACAUGGAUGGUCUAGAUUUAUGUUAGCAUUUUAAAAACUUUUUUAUAUUCAAGUAUAUAUGAAAAUCUGUUUUGCAUUAAGUGAAUUUUAAUGUUUUUGUUUUUAUAUCUUCUUAGCUCUUAAGUGUUGAACACUGUUGACAGUGAAGAACUUUUCUUAAUGGUUUUCAAUGUAACUAAUAAGGAUGUGAAGCUUUUUUCCUCUUUAAUUCUGCAUAUGCUGAACUGUGCUUAUAUACACUAUAACCAGCUGUGCCUUCCUUUGCAUUUAGUUUAAUGUAAAUGAUUUAUAUAUUUUUUAGUAUUAAGAGAAAUUGUUUGAAAGACAAAAAUUAGUAUCAAACAGCUCUCUAGUAGAAUUUCAUUAUUUUUCACAAGUAGGCAAUAUGAAAGCAUUCAUAUUACUUCUUUUUUGCUUUCAACUGUAUGAGAAUUGCCUUAGAACCCUCUUUUGAACUGAAAUUCAGUGAAUAUAAUGUCCAAGUAAUGUUUUUAUAAGAAAAAACUAAGCCAUAUUUAGACAAUAAACUUUCAUAAAAGAAAAUAUUCUAAAGUGCAUUUUUUGAGAAAUGAACGUUGAAAGGCUAGCUUCCUGUUUACAAUCUUUUAGACUCCUUCCAAACAAAAACCUGAGAUGGAAAAGCUAUAUAAAGUUCACUCUAUCCAUGCCCCUGGAAUAUUUCCUAGUUUAGCAUAUUCUUGUUUAAAAAAAUUAACCUGGUUCUCCCAGUUUUCCAUAGAGAAUCAUACCUCUCUUUGACGCAUUUACUGUAGCGUUAUGUUAGGGUUUCUCUAAACCCCAGAAACUAUAAUUAACGUUUAAAAAUCCUAUGCUUUGGAAGAGGUUCACAGACUGGUGAUGAAUACAAAUAACAAAGAAACAAUUUUGUAGAAACAAUUUUUUUGUAACACCAGGUGUCUUCAUGUGUAUAGGUAUACCCUUGCUUGUGGAAAUUGAGAGGUGUAGGAUACACUGCUUUAUGUAUUACUGUUUAUGGUGAGAAUGAAGGAAAACUGAUAAAAGAAAUAUAAAAUUCUUCAGGAACCUCAUCAUUGUGGAACUGAACUGAUUAUAUAACAAUUUGGAAUGCUCAGCAGUAAAUUCUUCUGUGCAGUGUAGUUUAGAGCAGUGAUAAUAGAAACAUAUUUUCUGUUCCUUCAAAAAAUCAGCAGGCACUAGUCUACAGUGCCAUUCUGUAUAUGAAGUAGUAAAGUUCUAAUGUAAGAUAAAAGAACUGGAAAGUGCCCAGUGCUUUCAAUUCAAUAUUAAAUUAAUUAUCAUCCUUAACUAUAACAGAAACCAAUUUGAAAUGUGGCUAAAUAAUUCGAUCCAAAUGAGGCAUUAAAUGGCAGGGAUUAUGAGAAAGGGUAAAAAAAUAAAGGUUGCCAAAACAAAUAUUCUUGAAUUUUCAGGAAAUCUAAAAUUUUGUUUUGACACUUACAAAGCUUGAGAUUUUCAAGUGGAAUUGAGCAUCUCUGUGUUUGGGGAUGUAUGCCCUUAUCUGGGGGGAAAAAAUCCAAACACUCCAAUAUGCAUCUUUGAAUAUAAAAUAAUGGGCCUGGUUCUAAAAUCUCCAAAUAGACACUACUAUCACUCCCUUAUAGGCUAAGGAUAAUUCUGUACAUUUAAAAUAAAAGAGCUGGUCCAGGGGACUGGUAUUCACCAAACAUAAAAUGUUAGAAGAGGCCUUUGAAAAUGCAUCCAACCACCAUUUCCAGGUUAAGGACACUGCACAGGAGAAGUGGGAGUUGCCUAAGGCUACAUAGUCCAUUAAAGGUAGAACAAUGAUUGGUGCUCAGUCCAGUUCUAGUUCCCCAUGCCUAGCUAUAGGUACUACUGGUCCAAAACUGUAUGUUAGGUAGAAAAAAACAAAAAAAGAGCAUUAAAAAAAACCCAUUUUGUCAGAUAAGAGCACACCUCAAAUUCAAGAUUCUUACAAACUAAGUCAAUGUGCAAAAACCUCAACCAAAAAUAUUAUUUUAAAUGUAAAUGUUGAAUGUAAAUCUGAUUCUUGUACUCCCUUCCUCCAAAUACUAUGAUUAACAUACACUCUAGCUCCACUUACUAGAAAUGGAAAAAUACAAUAAUUUUUGAUGGACCAAAAAACUCACUAUAACACAAACAGAGAACUGGAGGUAUUGAAGUAUAACACUUAUAGCUCUGACUCAUUCUGUGUGUUGGGUUUGUUUUUUUUUUUAAACAAUUAUUUUAGUCAGAAAAUAGGUUUCAAAAAACUUAAGAAAUAACUUUGUUUUCCCCUUUUUAUAUGUUUGCUUGAUCAGUGUUAAAACGCUACGGUAAAGUUUUAUAGAACUAUAACCUAAACGUUGGUCUCUUUGUACACAUCUUUUCUAUGACUGCAAAUCUUCAUUCAACUUUCAUAUAUGUAUCAUUUUUACU
This is a messenger RNA of Mesoplodon densirostris (Blainville's beaked whale), 4250 nucleotides long. RefSeq names its product ETS transcription factor ELK3 (gene ELK3). Gene Ontology annotation, cellular component: nucleus. The coding region runs from base 387 to 1724 and encodes 445 amino acids. NCBI's taxonomy places the organism in Eukaryota, Metazoa, Chordata, Mammalia, Artiodactyla, Ziphiidae. The transcript is spliced from 6 exons. The record is from RefSeq and is a predicted model, not a curated record. Gene Ontology annotation, biological process: cell differentiation; regulation of transcription by RNA polymerase II. Gene Ontology annotation, molecular function: DNA-binding transcription factor activity, RNA polymerase II-specific; sequence-specific DNA binding.